This is a messenger RNA of Suricata suricatta (meerkat), 1911 nucleotides long. It is a transcript of the gene DOK1, whose product is annotated as docking protein 1. NCBI's taxonomy places the organism in Eukaryota, Metazoa, Chordata, Mammalia, Carnivora, Herpestidae. Gene Ontology annotation, cellular component: cytoplasm. Bases 28 to 1485 code for a protein of 485 amino acids. The transcript is spliced from 5 exons. Gene Ontology annotation, biological process: positive regulation of MAPK cascade; cell surface receptor protein tyrosine kinase signaling pathway. The record is from RefSeq and is a predicted model, not a curated record.
GAAGCGCGGAAGGAACCGCCGGGGGCCAUGGACGGGGCUGUGAUGGAAGGGCCGCUCUUUUUGCAAAGUCAGCGUUUCGGUACCAAGAGAUGGAGGAAGACCUGGGCGGUGCUCUACCCUGCCAGUCCCCACGGCGUAGCGCGGCUCGAGUUCUUUGACCACAAGGGGUCGGGCGCUGGAGGGGGCCGAGGGGGCUCGCGCCGCCUGGACUGCAAGGUGAUCCGUCUGGCAGAAUGUGUGAGCGUGGCCCCAGUGGCUGUGGAGAGCCCACCUGAGCCCGGCGCUUCAGCUUUCCGCCUGGACACUGCGCAGCGCUCCCACCUGCUGGCGGCCGACGCGCCGUCCAGCGCCGCUUGGGUGCAAACACUGUGCCGAAACGCCUUUCCGAAAGGCAGUUGGGCUCUGGCGCCUGCUGAGAACCCACCCAAGCUUUCUGCCUUGGAGAUGCUGGAGAACUCGCUGUAUAGCCCCACCUGGGAAGGAUCCCAGUUCUGGGUAACCGUGCAGAGGACUGAAGCCGCUGAGCGCUGUGGCCUGCAUGGCUCCUAUGUGCUGAGGGUGGAGGCUGAGAAGCUGACUCUCCUAACCGUAGGCGCCCAGAGUCAGAUACUGGAGCCACUCCUUUCCUGGCCUUACACUCUGUUGCGCCGCUAUGGCCGGGACAAGGUCAUGUUCUCUUUUGAGGCUGGCCGCCGCUGCCCUUCAGGCCCUGGAACCUUCACCUUCCAGACAGCACAGGGGAAUGACAUCUUUCAGGCGGUUGAGACAGCUAUUCACCGGCAGAAGGUCCAGGGAAAGGAUGGUCAAGGGCAGGACAGUCUCAGAGCUGAUUCCCAUGAAGGAGAGGCCGCAGAGGGGAAGUUGGCAUCCCUCCCUGGCCCUCAGGAACUCCUGGGCACUCCUCCGGCUCUGUAUGCUGAACCCUUAGACUCACUGCGCAUUCCUCCAGGCCCUUCCCAGGAUUCCCUAUACUCAGACCCCCUGGACAGCACCUCUGCACGAGCAGGAGAGGGGGCACAGUUAAAGAAACCUCUUUACUGGGACUUGUACCAGCAUGUGCAGCAGCAGUUGCUGAAGGCCAAGCUGACAGAACCCAAAGAGGACCCCAUCUAUGAUGAACCUGAGGGCCUGGCCCCAGCUGCUCUCCGGGAGCUGUAUGAUCUGCCCCAGGAGCCCAAGGAUGCGUGGUGGUGCCAGGCUCGGGUGAAGGAGGAGGGCUACGAGCUCCCUUACAACCCUGCCACUGAUGACUAUGAAGUGCCACCUCCGCGGAGCACAAAGCCCCUCCCAGCUCCCAAGCCCCGGGGCCUGGCAGCUGGCGGUGGUGCUGGCGGUGCUGGCGGUGGUGGUGGCAGAGGCCACAGCUCAGACACUGCCCUGUACAGCCAGGUCCAGAAGAGUGGUGGCGCCCCGGGGAGCUGGGACUGUGGACUGGCCGGGGCAGGGGCUGAUGGGACCAGGGCCAAGGCAGAGAGCUCCACAUGAGAGGGUGAAACUUGGGAUACUGUGGAAGGACCAUGGGGAGGUGGCACUGGGGAUCAAAGACACCUGUUAGAACCUGCAGGGACCAGAGGUCCUGUGUGAGCCAGCCCAGGGCACCAGGGGGAUCAGGGGAGUCAAGGGGAGGAUGGUCAAUCUCAAGAAGUCCUGGAAGUGGGACAGAUGGCAGGGGUGAGGGAUAGGACUUAGGGGAGACCAGUACCCCUAAGUCAUUCUCCUGAAAGGAAUGGACAGCGGCUGGACCAGAUCUAUGAAGAGGGGUGCUUGCUCUGAGUUGGUGCAGUCACAGUGGCCUGCAUGGAGGCUACAGGGAGCUGCAGAACUGUGCCUGGAUCCUGACCCCUGCAUUGUUCUUUGCCAGAGACAUAGAUUUUAAAAAGUUUAUUCUCAUUAAAGCCAGUUUGAAUUUAA